Anisakis simplex (herring worm) is the source of this 1962-nucleotide messenger RNA. Lineage: Eukaryota; Metazoa; Nematoda; Chromadorea; Rhabditida; Anisakidae. The record is from the annotation of a GenBank genome assembly.
AUGGAAGGUCCACUGUCGAAGUGGACCAAUGUGGUUCACGGAUGGCAGUAUAGAUGGUUUGUACUUGGCGAUGACACGUUAUGUUAUUAUACGUCAAAAGACAAGAUGAUGAGACGUCAGCAGCGAGGCUGUAUUCGUUUGAGGGGUGCUGCGAUUGGGAUUGACGCCGAAAACACUUCUUUAUUCACCAUCACUGUUGAUAACAAAACAUUCCAUAUGCAAGGUCGUGAUCGGAAGGAACGUGAUAGUUGGGUGAGAGCAUUGGAAGAAGUAAUUCAUCGAUACAGUGGAUAUUACCGACCACGUCAACAAACAUCUACAAUGAACACUUUGAAAGCGAAGAUUAUCGAAGCAGAUAAACAUCUUCAGGAUAUGAUAACUGAAGUGAAGGAAUUAGAAAGUUUUGCCAGUAAAGCAGAGGGGCAAACCAAAAAUACAGUUGAAGAAUUGUUGCGAUCGGCCAAACGUCUUCUCGAUACAGUAAAACACGCAGUGAUUUUAUUGCAAAUGGCCAGAAAUAGUGUAGAAGCAGUGUCGUUCUCAGACACUGCACAGGAUGGUGACAGUGAGGAUGUGGAUGAACUACAGCUGAAAACAUCGAAUAAGAGUGAUAUUGUCGACAUAAUUGCUCCGUUGUCGUAUUCAAGUAGUGAAGAAGAAUUUUUUGAUGCGGAAAGUCCUUUGGAAGAAGUGAUUGAGAGUGAGAAUGUGGUGAAUAAGUCGAAAGGGAGUGUUACUGGAGUGAGUUAUGGAGAUGAAGAGGAGGAUUUCGAUGCUUUAUAUGAUGAUACUGAAGAGACUGAUGUUGGUAACGUUCAGCAACAACACGGUUCUGUGCUUAUGCAUCUCCUUUCACAAGUGAGCGUUGGAAUGGAUUUAACAAAAGUUACAUUACCAACGUUCAUACUGGAACGUCGAUCAUUAUUGGAGAUGUAUGCCGACUUCUUUGCACAUCCGGAUAGUUUUGUUGUAGCGUGUGAUCUAGCGUCACCUGAAGAUCGAUUCAUCGCUGUUGUUCGUUAUUAUCUUGGUGCAUUCUACGCAGCCCGUAAGAGUGGUGUUGCCAAGAAGCCAUAUAAUCCGAUUCUUGGCGAAACCUUUCGAUGUCGAUGGAAUGUACCUCAGUUGGCAUCCAGUGGUCAGAAAACGUGUCGAGGUCCGUUCCCUGGCUCAGACGUCAACCAGUUGACGUUCAUAGCUGAACAAGUCAGUCAUCAUCCGCCUAUAUCGGCAUUUUAUGCUGAAUUACCUUCCAAAAAGAUUUCAAUUAAUGCACAUAUUUGGACCAAAUCGUCAUUUCUUGGAGUGGCAAAUGUAGGCUGGGCUACAGUGAAGUUACAUGAAUUUGAUGAAGAGUAUACGGUGACGUUUCCAAAUGGGUAUGGUAGAUCUAUAAUGAGUACACCAUGGGUUGAACUUGGUGGAAAAGUAGCGUUGCUCUACCAAGUGCACGCCCAUUGUUGUGUACUAAUGAAACGAAGAGUCUACGAUGCUCAGGUAACAGUCAGUUGUCCGAAGACGGGUUAUUGCGCCGACAUUGAGUUCUUAACGAAGCCUUUCUUUGGUGGUAAAGCACAUCGAAUAAAUGCGAACAUCUAUCGAGUCGGCUUCAAAAAGCCAAUACUGAAUAUAAAAGGUGAAUGGAAUGGUACGAUGUACGCGCGACCGUUGAAUGGUGAUGAGUAUGUUUUCAUUGAUGUCAAAGAGAAGACCGAAAGCAAAAAGGAAUGUGUGCGAGUGAUGGAACAAGGUGAGCGUGAGUCACGUCGUUUGUGGAGGCACGUAACGGUUGGUCUGAAACGAAAUUGUAUCACCUUAGCGACGAACGCAAAACGUUGGAUUGAGCAACGACAGCGAGAUGAAGCACGACAACGCCAGGAGAACGGUGUCAAGUAUGAGCCAACGUUGUUUGUGGCUGAAGGUGAUGAUUGGUUGUAUAAGGAUGCAUUGAGCUUUCAAUAA